This is a messenger RNA of Oryza brachyantha (malo sina), 2694 nucleotides long. RefSeq names its product CO(2)-response secreted protease-like. Gene Ontology annotation, molecular function: serine-type endopeptidase activity. Gene Ontology annotation, biological process: proteolysis. The transcript is spliced from 6 exons. Lineage: Eukaryota; Viridiplantae; Streptophyta; Magnoliopsida; Poales; Poaceae. The coding region runs from base 30 to 2450 and encodes 806 amino acids. The record is from RefSeq and is a predicted model, not a curated record.
CAAACAGUACAGAGGAGUAAUUGAUCAAGAUGGAUGGAUCGAUCAUGUUUUGGUUGUCUCUGUUCCUUUUGGCCUUGCUCGCUGGCGCCGGCGAUGCCGCGGGUGGAAGAGGAGGAGGCGGCGGUGGCGAGAGGCGCGGGGUGUACGUGGUGUACAUGGGCGCCGUGCCGCCGCGGACUUCGCCCAACUUCCUCCACGAGACCCACCUCCGCCUCGUCAGCGGCGUGCUCACCAGGGGGAAGCCGGCGGAGAACGUGGUGGUGCAGCAGUACACGCGCGUCUUCUCCGGCUUCGCGGCGCGGCUGUCGGAGCCCGAGGCCGCCGCGCUCCGCCGCAAGCCCGGCGUCGUCUCUGUGUUCGCGGACCCGGUCUACCACCUCCACACGACCAGGUCAUGGGACUUCCUCCAGCAGCAGACGGCCGUCGUCGUCAAGACCGACCGCGCUCGCCGCCGCCGCAGCUCGCCCGACGCCACCGCCACCGCCACCGCCGUCUCGUCCGCGUCGUCGUCCUCCGCGACGGCCGACACCAUCAUCGGCCUCCUCGACUCCGGCGUCUGGCCCGAGUCCCCGAGCUUCGACGACGCCGGCUUCGGCCCUGUCCCCUCCAGGUGGAAGGGCGUCUGCAUGGCCGGCGACGGCUUCAACUCCUCCAACUGCAACCGGAAGCUGAUCGGAGCAAGGUACUACGAUCUCGGCGUCGGCGAGGUGAAAAAGCGGCCGUCAGCGCGGAGCAGCGGGAGCUCGCCGCGAGACGAGGCCGGGCACGGGACGCACACCUCGUCGACGGCGGCCGGGAACGCGGUGACCGGCGCCUCGUACUACGGCCUCGCGCCGGGGACGGCCAAGGGCGGGUCGGCCGCGUCGAGGGUGGCCAUGUACCGCGUCUGCUCCGACGAGGGGUGCGCCGGGUCGGCGAUCCUCGCCGGCUUCGACGACGCCGUCGCGGACGGCGUGGACGUCAUCUCCGUCUCCCUCGGCGCGUCCCCCUACUUCCGCCCGGAUUUCUCCGAGGACCCCAUCGCCAUCGGCUCCUUCCACGCCGUGGCGAAGGGGGUCAUGGUCGUCUGCUCGGCGGGCAACGCCGGGCCGGACGCCGCCACCGUGGUGAACGCGGCGCCGUGGAUACUGACCGUCGCGGCGAGCACCAUCGACCGCUACUUCGAGUCGGACGUCGUGCUGGGCGGGAACAACACCGCUGUCAAAGGCGGAGCUAUAAACUUCUCCAACUUGGAUAAAUCGCCAAAAUAUCCAUUGAUCACCGGUGAAUCAGCAAAGUCCAGCUCAGUUUCUGAUACCGAGUCAGCGAGUCACUGCGAGCCGGGCACGCUGGAUGCGAGCAAGAUAAAAGGGAAGAUCGUGCUGUGCCACCAUUCGCGGAACAGCGACACGUCCAAGUUGGAGAAGGUCGACGAGCUCAAAAGCGCCGGAGCGGUGGGCUCCGUCCUGGUGGACGACCUGGAGAAGGCCGUCUCCACCGCCUACGUCGACUUCCCGGUGACCGAGAUCACCUCCGCCGCCGCCGCCGACAUCCACAAGUACAUCGCCUCCACCAGCGAGCCUGUGGCGACCAUCACGCCGACGAUCACCUUCACGGAGUACAAGCCGGCGCCGGUCGUCGCCUACUUCUCCUCCAGGGGCCCGUCGGCGCAGACGCCGAACAUCCUCAAGCCGGACGUGGCAGCCCCGGGGGUCAACAUCCUGGCGUCGUGGAUCCCGACGACGACGCUGCCGCCCGGCGAGAAGAAGCCGUCGCAGUUCAACCUGGUCUCGGGGACGUCCAUGGCCUGCCCCCACGUAGCCGGCGCCGCAGCCACCGUCAAGGCGUGGAACCCGACGUGGAGCCCGGCGGCCAUCCGGUCGGCGAUCAUGACGACGGCGACGCAGCUGAACAACGACAAGGCACCGAUGACGACCGACUCGGGGUCGCCGGCGACGCCGUACGACUAUGGCGCCGGGCAGGUGAGCCCGACCGGUGCGCUGGACGCCGGCCUGGUGUACGAGCUCGGGGAGGACGACUACCUCCAGUUCCUCUGCAACUACGGCUACGGCGCGUCCCAGAUCAAGCUGAUCGCGUCCUCACUCCCGGCCGGCUUCACCUGCGCCGGCGCCGGCAACGCCAGCAAGGACCUCAUCUCCGACCUCAACUACCCGUCCAUCGCCGUGACAGGGCUGGGCACCGCCGGCAGCAGGACGGUGAGCCGCGUCGUCACCAACGUCGGCGCGCAGCGAGAGGCGAGCUACGCCGUCACCGUCGCCGCGCCGGCCGGCCUUGACGUGAAGGUGGUGCCCAGCAAGCUGGAGUUCACCGAGAGCGUGCAGAAGCUGGGCUUCCAGGUGACCUUCUCCGUCUCCGGCAAGAACGCGGCAGCCCAAGCCGACCUGUCGGGCUCAAUAACAUGGUCAGAUGGAAAGCACACAGUUCGAAGCCCAUUCGUCGUCAGCAGCUGAGAUCAGUGAGUGUUAAGAGGGGAAAUCACUUGUCAGUCUCGCACAACGCCACAAUCUAUGUACAAUUACCAUAUGACCACGUGCUGCCAUAUAUGCAGCACUUUGGUCAGGCAUUUUCAUGGAAAAAUAUUUAAGGUGAUAAAAGGUGGUGAGUGGUGAUACAGUACCCACACAGAGUAGUUGUUCUAGAUGUUUGGAAUGAUAACUGAAGUAUUUUUAACUACUAGCGCUGGUAAAAUAGCAA